CGGGAAAUGUGUCCUUCUCUGCCAGGAAGUGACGCAAUGAAAACAAUAACGUGCAUAGCUUUCUGAUAGAAAUCAGUGGAAAGGCCUCAUUAUGUCUUAUUUAAAAUAAUAAAUAAGCAAACGUUAUUUCUCGCAAUUACUAGAGCAAAUCGGAGAUAUCUGGACAGCUUUUAGCCAAAGCAAGUUAGUUUAGAUUUGUGUGGUGAUGGCGGCCUCAUUACCUCAGAAGCCAGGGAUGCCCCCUCAGCAGCAGCCCCACCUGCCUCCCAGUGCUGCCUCAGCCCCAGGUCAGCAGGCCAUGCCUCCUCAGGGAGCCCUGAGAGAGAUCUCCCCAGUGUUCCUCUGUCGGAUCGGACAGGAGACUGUCCAGGACAUUGUCACUCGCACCAUGGAGAUCUUCCAGAUCACACGAGCAACGCAGCUUCCUAAUGGUGUGACCCAGAGCCAGGCGAUGUACCAAGACCGCUUUGGGAAGCUCCAGGAACACCUACGGCAGCUCGCCCUGCUGUUCAGAAAGCUUCGGCUCCUGUACGAACGCUGUGUGGAGAUGACCUCUGACCUGCAGGAGGGGCCAACGGAGGGCUUGAUUGAAUGCAUUUGCAGAAUUCUUCUGCCAUAUGUUGGGGAGGAGCUGGUUACUGUCAAAGUGGAGCCCUGCAGUCCUGCUGUCAACCAGGAGAGAAAAGAGGUUCUAGAGAAGGUACGUCAGAAGAAUCAGGAGAUGAAGGUUCUGAUGGAUCAGAUGAGGAACCUGCUGUGGGAUGUCAACGCCAUGCUGACGCUCAGGAAAUGAUACUUCCACUAGAUCCACUCGCUUUGUAAGAGAUGCAUUCCUCCACAGACAUAAGGACAGCAUAAUGGCAAAGACUAGGGGAAAUAAGGGAAUUUCUGUUGGAUUUUGAAUAUGGGACCAUCCACUUCGGUACACCUCCUUUGUGUUGGCACUUCAUCACUGAAAAUCACAAUUCACUCACAGUUCACCUACGAACUUCUGCUGUCUAUUAUGUAUUAUAUUGAAGUUGUUGAGGGGGAAAUUAUAAUGAGAUAGGAUUAAAGCUAAAAAAAAAGAAAAAGAUAAGCUUGUGUCAACCUGAUACACUCCAGCUCCAAAAAUUGUUCUCUUUUUGUACAAGGCAGCUGACAACCCAGUUUUUGUUUGCCAAGUGCUCUACAACUGUUAUUUUGUCACUCUGUGUUUAUUCAAAUAAGUUAUUGACUCCUGUUUUCACGAUGUUUAAAUAAUGAGUUGAAACCUGUAAUGCCUCAGGUAAAAAAAACAAAACAAAAAAACAGGUUUUCUUAAAACACCGUAUUAAUGGUGUUUUGUCCCCAGGUGCUGACUCGACACCAGACAGGCUUAAAUUCAUUGCAGGUAAUUCUAGAAAGCACAAAAGCUGAUCUUACGACUGUGUUUACAAAAGGAACAAUUGCCCUUAUUAUGCUCUGUCAGUUGUAAAAACACUAUGGGUUCAGAAUUCAUAUUAGCCCCUUGGCAGCCAUGUAUCUCAGGUGCUUUGUACAUAAGUGUGUGUGUGCAUGUGCUUAAUGAGAUUAGCUUCCUGAGUGCUAGACAACACACCUGUUUGCCCUGAGGGUGUUGCAACUUGCUUGCCUGUGAAUUUAUUUUUGUAAACUGUGAGACAAAAGGUAGGCCUACUGGGUCAUUUCUGUUUUGUAUAAAAUAAACAUUUUUUAAUCAAAA
Molecule: messenger RNA, 1702 nt
Organism: Siniperca chuatsi (mandarin fish)
Lineage: Eukaryota; Metazoa; Chordata; Actinopteri; Centrarchiformes; Sinipercidae
Product: Mediator of RNA polymerase II transcription subunit 30-like
Exons: 6
Coding region: 206-793 (195 amino acids)
Biological process (GO): positive regulation of DNA-templated transcription
Cellular component (GO): mediator complex
Molecular function (GO): transcription coregulator activity
Source: RefSeq, a predicted model, not a curated record